GUGUGCUCCUUGCUGCUCCCGGCGGUCUCCGACCCGGGCUGGACUUGGGCAAAGGGACGCGGCGGCAGCGCCUUCCGUCAUUUCUAUCCCCCGCCGCGCCUGGACGGUGCCGCAAGUAUUGACCUCUCAGGUUUUCCCCUGCCCAAACCGGCGCUGCCUUCCCAAGUCACGGCGGCCAGCUUAUCUCUUAUCCCGACGGUGCUUUCGCCGUCCUCCGGCCUCUUCCUACUCCUCCUGGCGGUCUUCCCGUGGCGCCGGCGCUUGGAAGCGCAACCCGCUCCCACCCUUUUCCCCGGCCAAGGACGGCAGUUUUCUCCCAGUUCCUUUGCACCCUCGUAUUUAUUGCCGUUGUUAUUCUCUUGUUACCAUCCGAUUCCAACAGUUUCGUCCCUUCCUAUUGUAUAUCUUGAAAAUUAUGCUCUUGUAUUUUAAUCUGCAGUCCCUCCGGGGUGGUGUGGAUGGGAGAGCCAUAGCUCUUUAGUCGUGAUUUUUCCUUUUCUGGCAAUAGUUUUGGAGAAGUAGCCGUUUGAAUGUAUUUGCGGUAAAAAGCAAGGGAUUUUGGUGGCACUAAAGACUAAAAUUGUUUAUUCGGAUAUUGGCUUCAUUACAUAGCCGUUGCUACUAGAUGACAGUGCUGUCACACACAUAAUUGGCAAAUCUAAUUUUGUUCAUGUGCCAGUAAGUGAACAUAAUUUGUAUGCUUUAUGAUUAGCUUUAAUUCUCUGUAGGCUUCUGUCUUCCUAGUAGUAGUAGAUGCCUUAAGAAUCAGAACUGCAGUGUAGUCCUUUUUGUGUGAGGGGGCUUUAUUUGGUCCAAAAAGACAUUAAUUGGAAUAUUUUGCAUUUUCUUUAUUUGCCAUUUAUAGAAAAUUGGUAGAUUUGCUCAUGUUUUAUGUAGUGUUUGUAUCUUUCCCUUAGGUGUAAGAUUUUGCUGGCCGGUAAUAGAGAUGUAGAAAGAAUAGGAAUUGUUUAGAACUGAGCAUCUUUCCUGAACCUAAUAUUUUUCAACCAUUUUGAGCAUGAUAUAGUCCCUAACAUCUUGGUUUUAAUCACAGUGAAUGGAAAUUAUGCUAGAGCAACAAUAUGUUAAAUUAUUUGCUGCCAGAUAGAAAAAUGAAGAUGUCCUAAUUGAAAUUGCUUCAGCUUUAGGUAUGUAAUAGGAGGAUGCUGAUGUUGGCUAGCAUGUUUCAGAAGAGUCUUUCUGAUGCCUAGAUUAAAGGGCUACCCAGGAGUUCAUGAGCUGGCAGAAAACUAUAGCACAAUAAAAAUGGCUUUCCUCUGUGGCCAUUCUUAUCAUGUUACAGCCAUGAUAGCAACAAAUGCUGCUGUGCUUAAUGUGAGCUUGGGGCAGAUUUAGCCAUCUGGCAGAACUUGCUGUGGUUUUGCACAGGUGUUUUGUGGAAAGGGCUUAAAGGGAGUCUGGCUAUCAGCUGAUGUCAGUUGGUAAAUGGACCCACUUUAGGCAUUUGCUUAGUGCUAUUCCAGAAGAGCACUGAACUUGUGCUCAAAAACUGAUCAGACAGUAACAGACAAAGCAUGAAGAAAGUUGCUCUUUUUCUCCUGUUUUACUGACAGUCACCACUACUGUCAGCUCAAAGAUCUGUCAGGUAUAAGAGAAGAGUCUGAUUUGAAAGUACCUGACUCUCCUGUCCGAAGUGGAAUGGAGGACAGUAUAGCCCAGGACUAUAUUUGUACUAGUCUCAAUGAGCCAGUGGGGUCAGUCUAAUCUACUGCCCCCCAAGGGAUUACCUGAGAGUACCAAUUGUAUCUUCAACAAAACCUACAGUAUGUUCGGAUAAAGAGGAAACUAUUUUAACAACAGUACAACUAAGGACAACUCAAGGUUGCUUCAAGUGUAGAAAUCAGAUAAAGGCAAUGCCAGAAAAAAGGUUUCUGGAAUAUGUUUAUGCUACAGUUAGAUGCAAAUGAAGAACAACUCAAUGUUUAUCAAAUAUUAGUAAGCAACAGUAAGGUUUCCUAAAUUGAAAGAUAACAUGCUAGUUCUCCGAGAACAAAAGUUUGUAAAUAAUAACUAACAUAAAUACUGCAUGUUUUCAUCUUUAUAUUUUAAAUGACUUCUUCCUUUUCCUGUAUCAGCUAUGAUUUUGCACUGGCAUCUGUAUUGUCUUAGUUCCAGAAAUAUCAUAGUUUGAAAUUUCUGCAUAAAUGGUAGUUAAGAGAACUUGUGCUUUUGCUUUUUUAUUUGAUAUAUCACCAUAAUUAAAUGCAUGUAAGGAAAAGAAGAAAUUGUUCUGAAAUGAAUAUGUUUCUGAUUUGCAAACAGUAGUUUGCAGUCUGCAGUGGUUUGCAGUAAUUCUUAUUUUAUUGGGUUGAAGUAUUUGAAGGCAAAAACAAUCAAUAUUUGUGGUGCAUCCUCAGAACAAAAAUUCAUCAGUGUUGGAUAAAUGUUUUGUAAUCUUUUGCUUGAGGCCUGUUUGCUUAUGUUAUUAUUCAGCUUUCCCCCUUAAUUCAUACCUUCACUAAGCAUUAUUGCUCAUAUAAAGCAAAUUAAAAUCCAUAGUAUAUAUUGAAAUUGUAAUAUGGAUUUCAUUAGUCCUGAUUGGUUUUUUGCCUGUUCAUUUGUUAUAGUAAUAUUCAUUGCUUCAAGCAAGAAAAUUUCUCAAAAUAAUGAUAAACAUUAUUGUUGGGAACAGUCGUAAUUUAUUUUAGAAUUGGUUGAGUCUUGAUGCUCCUUACAGAAAUAAUAAAUUGCAUUUAUUUUAUUUUAAUUUAGUUUAGAAUGGGCUUUCAGCUUUGGGGCAAGCUAUUCUUUAAUUGUAUAUCAGGGAAUUGUAUCAUGAUGGAGAGACUUCCUGUUGCCUAGGUUAAUAGUUAUUGCUAUAGUUGCAGCUUUCUGUACUGUUUUUUGUGAGAAGAAACAGUCAGCAGAACCACUUUAGAAAAUUUAGUAGUAGUACACAUUUUGUGCAAAAAUACCUUAAAAACUUAAAUAAAAAUCAUUUGAAUAGCUCUUGGUUAUUUUUAUGGUUAUUUUGCAGCAGCAUAAUGAAAUGAAUGAGCUAUUCCUGUUCAGAAAAAUUGCUAAUGCAUUGAAAUAACCUUUGUAUGUAUGAUUCUUUUUCAUUAAGUAUUAACAAUGAACAAAGUUUGUUUUGUAUAGGUUAUACCUGUAAACUACAUUAGGCUGCAAGUUUUUUUUCUGUAAAUUAGUGUUUUUUGAUUAAUUACAGAAUGUUUGGCACUCCAGGCCUGCAGAAACAAAGUGUGAUGAACAGCCAAGUUGGAAACAGCCAGCAAAACAGCCAAAUACAACAUGGAAGACAGGUGAAAGUUGACAUAGUUUCUAUGAAACCAUAAAUAACUUCUUGGCAUCUUAGUUGCCAUGACACCUAGCACAGGAUUAUGUGAAGAAUGUGGGAAUCCUCCCCUUAAAAAACUGCUGACAGCCAUGGAUAGUUCCAAGGUCUGCCCGUUGUUUUGACACCAUGGGAACGUGCUGCAGUAGCCCAUGCCGAGACAGGGUUCCAGAUAACCACCCUACCAAGUUUAAGGUGACAAAUGUUGAUGAUGAGGGCAAUGAGCUGGGCUCAGGGAUUAUGGAAUUGACACAGAGGGAGCUUGUUUUGCACACUCAUAAGCGCGACGCAGUUCGGUGGCCGUACCUUUGCUUGCGCCGCUAUGGCUAUGAUUCCAACCUUUUCUCCUUUGAAAGUGGACGUCGCUGCCUGACUGGACAGGGAAUUUUUGCAUUCAAGUGCUCAAGAGCUGAAGAGAUAUUUAAUUUGCUGCAGGAUCUGAUGCAGUGUAAUAGUAUCAGUGUGGUGGAGGAACCUGUUGUCAUUACAAGGAAUGCAGCUGAACUGGAACUAUCCCGGACUCCCCAGACACCCGAUAUCCCAGGCUUUCCUAAUGGGUUCCACAACUUCCCUAUGGAGCCUUCAUCUUGCCCUGCAGCUUGCCAUGCACCCAUGAAUAGUCUAAGGCAUUCUUCCAUUGGGGAGGAUGGUACACAUGCUCUUAUUAUCCCUGAUGGGCAAUCCCACACCUAUGUAAACACAGCCAGUGGUGAAGAUGAUAUAAUGGGUCACCAUUGUAUGCACUCCUUACCUGAAGUUCAUCCUGCGAUUGCUCAUUCCAACCAUAGCUGCUCCCUGGAGGACCGGAAUCCCCAGGUUUACCUUCAGCCAGGAGAAGUGAAGUUUGUUUUGGGCCCGAACCUGGGUUAUAGGCACAGGAUGAAAUGUGAUGGCUACUGUCGACCCUACUGGGAGUGCUCAAGGCAUUUCUGCACCCCUCACAACAACAACAAUGAUUACAAAGAUGAGUGCCUCGCCCCCAAGUGUGUUUAUGAAAACCUCAACAGUCUGCUGCCUUCUCGUGGAACCUUUCUUCAUCAGGGUAGCGGGCGCUUGAAAAUUCCUCGUGAGGACCUGAAUCCUGCCAGUUGCUCCCAUCGCCGGGCCACCCUACUGCACUAUGAGAACCUACCAUCAUUGCCUCCUGUGUGGGAGUGCCAGCCCCUAAGACAGGGCCAGGAUGAAGAGGACUCUGGUGAUGCAAUGACACCUUCCUCCACUGGUUAUCCAGAAAUUGAAGAAGAUGACCAUUUACGAAAUUACAUGAACUCAGAAAGGGUUGCCCUACAUGGAGGCAUGCGUAGGGGAGGUUGCUUGCAACGGCGCCGCAGUUGUACCCCGAGCGUUUUCAAUUUCGACUUCUGCCGGCCCUAUUUGGAGCAGCCCAGGCAGCUCAAUUAUAUCCAGGUAGAACUGCAAGAUGAUCCUUGUAAAGGGCGCCAAAGCAUACCAGUCCCCCAUAUCCCAUGUGCGGUUGCCCAUCCAGCCCACAGGACCAACUCCUAUGCGGUCAUUGACCAUAAAAAGACAGCAGCCAUGUCCAGCUUACAGAGGGCACUGCCUAAGGAUGAUGGGACUUCCAGGAAAACACGACAUAACAGCACUGACCUGCCUCUGUAAGAAGAACAUUCAACCCAAGCACCUCAUUGUGGCUUUUGUAUCUGCUCUUCAACAAAUCAUGUUUCAUAACUGCCAUUUCCCCAUUGUGCCCCCCUGUUACUCUGUGUGAGUCACUGGAAUAGUUCCAUCAAGCUAAUUUAGGAAACGUAGCCUAUCUGUGCCUCUUCCGAGCCUCCUAUUCCUCUACCAUGCACUUUCUGAAGCCCUGUCAUGUGCUUGAUUACUUGACGGGGUUGAUGGCAGGGUGGGUAAUGGUACAGUUGGAGUGUGAAGGCUAAGGAAACUCAGUUUAAUUUUUGAACAUACACAAAAAAUAUUUAUUUUCAAAUUUUGCAUUAAUUUAUUUUUUCAGAGAUGCUGGUAUUUGUUUGUCUGUUUAUUUAUUUAUUCAAGUUAAAGUGCCCAGUAAAUGUAACACUGAAUUGCUUUGCAAUUAAUUCUUUUCUCCAUGAGAAUCAGAAAAGCUCGGGGGGGGGGGGGGAUUGUAUCAGUUUUUAAAACAAAUACAAGGCUAGCCACCAAAAGGCAAAACAGAGGAGGAGAAUCAGACUGUCAGAGAAAGUAAUCCAUGCAAGAAUGGUUCUAAAUCCAUGUGGUUCCAGGAGUGACUCAACAUGCUGCCAAAGCUGACCUUCCCAGCUCCAAUUUCUGACUGGUGGUGUAUCUCAUAAUAUGCCUCUCUUCACCCUCAGAGUAGGAAAAACUGUGGAACUAUAAAUUUCCCUAACAAAUCUUUGGUGAAUGUUUUUAACUGUUGCUGUUUGCCUAACAAUUUGGGAUAGUCUCUAAGAAGUUAAUAUUCUGAUGUUAUGGUACUACAAUAGUUUGCUAGAAUCACAUAAAAGCUUUCCUUCCUCCAUGUUACUUUAUUGCCUCAAAUUCAACACUCUAAUAUUGUCCCAGAUAUACUUUAAUAUGUCAGUGAAAUCCGGGCCAUUAUUUGCAAAUAAUUGAUUUGUGUGUGUGUGUGGAGGGUGGAACCGGAACAUUUUGAACAACCUUAAGGACAAGCAAAGUUUUGCUUACUUGGGACUUUCACAUUUAUCUUAGGGUUAGUAAUAAACCUACAAUAGGGAGUAUACAUCUGGUGGCCAUAAUUUAUUUUGUGCAGCUUUUGGUCUUCUCAGAGAUUGCCCAUCCAGGAAUAACUCUGAUUUGUUCAAUCAGUUUAUUCUGCAAAUCUGUUCCACUGAAGCCAUUUUUAAAAUUCACUGUAUGCAAAACAAGCAUUAUAGAAUUGGGGAUUAGAGUUUAGUAGAAAGUUACCAUUUCUUUGUUUUCCUUUCCCAAUCUAUUAAGAACUGUUCUUAUCUAAUACAGUUUUUCAAAAUGCAUUUUGUUACUUAUUUAUUUUUGGAAAAUAGAGUGUUUACCUGUUUUGUUUUGAAUUUCUCUUGUAAUUCCAUCUCAAGGAGUUUUUCAAGUGAUAAGCUCAACAAAACCGAUCUAAAGUAUUCAUAAUUUGGAUAAAUAUUAAUUCUAACUUUUACAUAUGGAUUCACACCAUUAAAACCUUACCCAAAAAACAUAUUUGCAGAAGAAGGUUUAAAAACUGCUUGAAAUCAUGUUUAUUAUUGUUAAUUAUUGCUCACCAUAUAGUCAUGAAACACAUGCUUUGCAUGUAGAAUAUCCCACAUUUAAGCAGGAGUAAGAAUUUCUCAUCUGAAAUAUGAGGUAUUUCCUAUUAACAUAGAUGAUAGCGACUUAAAUGAUGAAUAUUAUGCUCCAGUGUGUCCUGUAUCUUUCAGUUUCUGUUCUACUAUUCCUCUGCAGUUCUACUGUAGACUCAUAACUAAAAGAGAGAGAAAAUACAUUAAAGGAACAAGAGAAGAAAUGGUUUCAUAGAGAAUUAAUCUUACUUCUGUUACAUAUAUUUCAUGUCACAGAGGAGUUUGUCAAUUAAUGCAUUUAGAUUUAGGACUAACUUUUAUAUGAUAACUGUAUAUACAGGAUGUGACCUGGGAAGUUUUGAAAGUGGCUGCUAUUCUAUAUGGUUUCAGUAUCACAAGCAGGUAUAAAAAUGUCAAAUUUCAGCAUUUUUUCCUCUAUUUCUUUCAUUGCAGUCUUAUGACCAUGUUCUAAAAUUCAUAGCUGUAAGGGGAAGAUAGACCGAUUUGGGUAGACAUCAAGAUUUCCUCACUGUGGCCCGUUGUCAUAUAGUUAGGAUCAUCAUGAAGGCAUUGAUUUGAUGAGUGAUUUUGUAUUCUUGCUGUAUAAAUUGGGCUAUUUCUGAUUUUAACCAGUUACUAUAAAUUCAUUUUGCUCAUUCAGCACUGCCUUUUUAAUUGUUGUGCAUAAUAGUUGUAAUUUAUUAGUAGACAUUAAAAUUAGGUGGUCUUUUAUGACCAUUGACCUUUGUGGUGUUCCAGUGUCUAAUCAAAAUCUAUUAGAAUUAAUAGAAGAAUUUCUCUGUCCCCUAUUUGUACUUUAGAUCAACUCAGUCCAAAUACAUCAUCAUCAACAUCAGAUUUUUAUUCUUCGAUUUUUAUAUAUAACUCAAGGUCCUCUAAUUUUCCUCACUACGCAUCUGUGAGGUGGAUUGGACUGAGAGGGAGUAACUGGCCCCAAACCACCCAGCUGGCAUUCAUGUCUAAGGGAAGACUAGAUUUCUAUUUUCUAGCCCAGUACCUUAACCACUACACCAGACUUGCUCUUGAGCUAUUAUGGGGAGUUUCAGUAUGCAGAAUUCAGUGUCAUCAUUUGCCUUGUCAUCAGUUUUAUUUCACAAAUCCACAUGUAGUUCAUUCUAGAACAUCAAAUGAAGGCUUCUAUAUAACUGGUGAUGAGAAAGCUGGAGUCCAGAGGACUCCAACAGCUUUAUGUCACCACUCAGUAGUGAUCACAAAGCUAGGUAGUCUAUUGAUCUAUCUUAAAUAUUCAGUUAAGAUGGGAAAAAUGGUCUUCCUUUAAGGUGUAAUGGAACUUAAAGGGUAAUUAAUUUAAAAAUGUUGAUUAGAAAGGAGGACGUGGGAUAAAAUAGGGAGCUCUCAUUCAAAUAUGUUUACUCUGAGAGAUAUUUAAUGAAAACAAAGGACUUAGAAUACUUUCCGGUUGCUAUUGUCUCAGAGUCAGCUAAAAUUACACUUUUGUACCCUGAUGCCCUAGAAGUAUGCUUUAGUUUUAAGUGCUAAGAAAUGUGUUUACCAUGGUACAAUUAAAUCAGUGCCAAAAAUAAGUGUUUUACCUAAUUGAGCCACUAUAUGGUUUCACUGUUUGACUUGGUUUAGUGUUUGGAUAUAGCCAUUUUGGUUUUUAAAUCAGGUUUAUGGCUUAGUGUACUCUAUGAAUUGAACCAGUUUCGGCUUAGUUACUAAGCCAUAUUUAAACAGUAACUUAUUGUGUUAUGUGGCUCUUUCCAUUGAAUGAGAUGAAAUGAAACAUAUGAAGCUGGUUGCCUGCUAAUGUCUUUUUGCAGUUUACAUCCAUUCCCCAUUUAAUCGCUAAAUAUGUUCAAUGCACUGUACCUUAUUUUAUUACUAUUUAUUACUGUUAUCUUUCAGAUACCUUUAAGGAACAUUUUCUAAUGUGUCAAGAAUGGUGCUUUUGCCAAGCCUUUGUGAAGGAUAGAAAAGUUCCAACUGGUAGAGAUUCUUAAUAGGCAGAUGAAAAGCAGAAAUGCAGUUGGUGUACUAACUAGCCUCUCAUAGAGUCAGACUGAUAGCCCCCAUCAACUUUCAGGGGAACAGGCUGAUUGAAUUGGUCCACUGCAAGCACCUGAUGGAUCGUUUUGGUUUCUAAUGGUGUUUGGGUAGUGACCUAACAGGCAGCUAGCUCUUUGUGGCAUUUGUUCAAAUCUGUCUAAUGGUAGUAAUAUUUUUUUUAUUAAUACUUUUGUUAAUAGUAUUUAUUCGUUUUAAUGGCUUGGGGUUUUUUGAGUAUUUUAUAAGUGUUUUAUUGUGUUUGUUGUAAGCUGCCUAGAGUUGUGAGAACAAGGCAGCAUUCUAAUAGUGGUAAAUAAAUAGAUAAAUAAUUGUUCAGCAAUCCAGAGUCUCCUUUACAGGGGUGCUUGCGCUGUUCCUUCAUCAGCUCUGCAUCCAUAUGAUCGCACCUUGACAUUACUGGGGGAAACAGAGCUGAUUAAUUCUGAGCUCAGCAGCAGGGCAGGAGGAAGUGCUGCAGAUGCUGAAACUGAAGUGAUAGAGCUGAGAGGUGGGAAAUUUUCCUUUAAUGGGAAUUCUUGGGUCAUCUGGUUCCUGAGUUUUCCAUUCUUCCUGAUUGGGUUAAGGAACUAUGGCACUACAGUGCCUUUUUAUCAGUCUUAAAAUACAUAAAGAGGCAGUUUUGUAGCUGCCAUCCUUGUAGCUGAUCUUAUUUUUGUAUGUCAACAGAAACUGUGUGAAGUUUGAGUGAGGGAGUAAGUGCAUUGUCUGGCAACAUUUUUUUUUUUGCACUCUCCCAUUGGUGCAAUUGCCAAAAUGCUGGCAGUGAAUUUCAGGACACUGAAUUCCUGGGGGUGAUGUGCACAAAAACAAUUUCUGAUAUUCUCGAUAGAAGUUUGCUCUUAUUCUCACCUGCUAUAUGUGUAGCAUUAUAUUUAACACUGCGCAAGCAGGCAAAAGUAAAAAUGACUUCUCUGGCAAUAGUUACAAGCCUCACAGAGUUGGAGAGUUGAUAAACAUGAUGCUUUCCUAUCUCUGAAUAUAAUAUGCUCAGCAAUUCAUAAAGUUAUUUAUCUGCUUUUAAUUGUGCAAUUGGAAAGAAUCUGGUGCAAUUGGAAAGAAUAAUUCAGCAAGUUCCAUAAUAAAUUGCUAUUCAAAACAACCACUACUUCCAAACUAAUUUGGAUAUUGCCCUUUUUUCCCCUCAUGAAAAUUCCAAGCCAUUAAUAACCAUCACAGUCAAAAACCUAGCACAUUUCUAAGCUUAGCUGUGCUGUUGUUGCAGUAGCUACCAGGUGUAGCUACAUAUUGAGCCUUUCUAGAGAAAAAAAUAAUAUGUGAAUUUAAAGUAGAGCCAUGUUUUAUUGCAUCUGUAACAUUUCCAUAUUAGUCAUCUUUUAGGAUCAGCACAUUAAAUAUAGUUUGCAGUCAAGGGACUGUGGUAGCCUAAUUUUCUUUAGGCUUCAGUGUCAAAAUGAGGUACUUAAUUCUCUUGGAUACUUAAAGUAAAAUAGAUCAUUAUCUAUCAUCAUAGCCCCUUUUAAAUACAUUGUCAAUGAGUAUGUGUCUAUUUACAGCUACAGUCCAUCCAGCAGCUUUUAAAGUUUAGGGCAGGCACUGUAAACUCACUGAAUGGAAUAAUGACAAUGGAAUACCUACUCAUCUCUCAAGGGCAUUAUGAAGAUUAAGGUUUGAGUAUCAUACAUGCCAAGAAACAUUAGUACUGUACUGAAUUUACUUUGCACGUCAAAUGGAAUCCCAUAUUAGUUGUGUUUAGUGUGAAAGGGCAUUACCUCUAACCCAAUUCCCCAAUUCCUUAGCGGCUCAUAAUGGUUAUCCAUAUCUUCUGAUUGGUCUCUGGGGAAUCUUGUUAUACAUAAGAUAAUAGGCUUUAUUUAUGUUUUAAUAUUUCUUUAAAAGCUUUUAUAGUUUUAAGUUCUUCCAUGAGAGUUCAUCUUUUCAAGCAUUUUGGAUUUUAUAGAAGCAGGGAACUGUUGCCUCUUUGCCUAGUGAUAGAAGAAUGUGAAUGUGCCCCCAUUUUCCCAUUAAGGGGAGGUAGGGAAGAGACAACUCUAUAUAGUAAUAUGUAACCAGCUUAUGACGAUAGUUUUAUUUUCCUGGAACUUUAAGUCCACAGAUUUAUGAAAUACUUGAAAUGUUGCAAACGGUCCUGUUCUUGAAUUAAUACUAAAAAGUAACCAAAUUGGAGCAUGGGAUUGUGAGACAACAACUUUCAGUGGGUAGAUUUCCCCCCCGCCCCGUAAUUCAUUUUGAAAAGCCUGGCUAUAGCUAGGUAGACCUCAAUGUCUUACAUUGUGCCGUUUUCUUCAUUGUUAUUUGUACUGAUGAUUUUGCUGAUUGUUUCUGUCCUGGCAGAAAAACAAGGGUAUGGGGGGAUGCUCAGUUGUUCUGGCCAUAGAAGUUGCUUUGUGAUUUUUAUUCAGUGGUUUCUGCUGUGUAUCUCUGUUAAUUCCUAUUUGUAUCUUAUCCUGUGUAGCCUUCAAAGUGAAGAGCAUUAGCAGUGCCAUGUGACUGAGGAGCACUAAUAUCUUAUGUUAAUGUGCACAACGAAUGUAUCUCAAAUAAAUUAAUUCUGAUGCUUA
Molecule: messenger RNA, 11138 nt
Organism: Thamnophis elegans (Western terrestrial garter snake)
Lineage: Eukaryota; Metazoa; Chordata; Lepidosauria; Squamata; Natricidae
Gene: FRS3
Product: fibroblast growth factor receptor substrate 3
Exons: 7
Coding region: 3446-4936 (496 amino acids)
Biological process (GO): cell surface receptor protein tyrosine kinase signaling pathway
Cellular component (GO): cytoplasm
Source: RefSeq, a predicted model, not a curated record